Messenger RNA from Neodiprion virginianus, 6241 nucleotides. RefSeq names its product NFX1-type zinc finger-containing protein 1-like. The record is from RefSeq and is a predicted model, not a curated record. Bases 543 to 6050 code for a protein of 1835 amino acids. The transcript has 17 exons. Lineage: Eukaryota; Metazoa; Arthropoda; Insecta; Hymenoptera; Diprionidae. Gene Ontology annotation, molecular function: helicase activity; zinc ion binding. Gene Ontology annotation, cellular component: nucleus; nuclear RNA-directed RNA polymerase complex. Gene Ontology annotation, biological process: regulatory ncRNA-mediated heterochromatin formation.
ACUCGAUCAUCCUCUUGGUUUCUACUACCAGAUUCGUCAUCUUGUUCCGGUACAGUCUCGCGGUAGAAUCCUUUUGCCUUUUGCAUUUAAACUUUUCAUACAACGUUACUCUGCCCAAAAGUCCAGCGAGCUUUCAGCUCCAUUUUGUCAUAUUAAGUUUAAGAUCUUACACUGUGUAACUCCGUUUUUGUGACCUGAAAUAUUGAACUUAUAAAAUAAAUCGAAGUUAAUCAAAGUAUUCAAAUACAUAUAUUAGAAUCAGUUAUUCCGUUAAAUUCUCUCACCAAUCUACGCUCCAAGUCGUCACAUCCAGAGUAUUCUCAAGAGGGAAAACCCGACGUCAAACGUAUAACGACCAUGCGAGAAAUAGGGCAUUAAAAUAUACAAUCGGUCAAGCUUCGCGAGGUUUGUCAGCGACUGGAAAUCGAUAUAGUCCGUACCGGCACGAAACGAAGGAAGCUAAUAAUGGUCACGGAUUACAAAAUGAAAAUACCACACAUUGGCAGUAUUUUACCUUCACCCGCUUACAAACUUUAAGCGUAAUGAAUAACAACGAUGAUCUUAUAGCUGAAUUACAUGUGAAGAAAGAUGAGUUUGAUCAAUUAUUAAAUGGUGAUUUUAGACCAGACCAUUUUGUACUCGUAGUACAAAUCUUGGCCAAGAUUUCUCGAGCUAACUUUACGAAAAUUUUAUCAAGCAUACUUUGCUGUUCUUGUUUCCCUACAUUUAUUAAAAACUUGGAAAGUUAUUUGACUAAAUUGCCAUUUGAGACUAAAGAAGAUAAGUUACAAAAUAAAUUUUACUGGAAUGAUAUAAAUCUUUUUUGGAGUAAUCUGGUUGAAUUUUUCCAAAAAUUUACUGAACUUUUUCCUCGCAAAGCUCGUGAUGAGUUAACCUCAGUGCUGGAUAAAACGAAUUUGAUCAUAGCAACCACUGAAAUGAAUCAAGACUGUAGAAUUGCUGCCAGUAUAAAAGAAAGAACUUCGAAAAUUUGUCGCAUAUUGAAGGUAAAAAUCCCUAAACUUGAGACCAAAGAGAAGGUUUUUGCAACGUCAUCUGUGCAAGAGUUGCAAGAUCCUCUGGAAGAUUUUAGAACGUUGAGCAUCAUACCAACUAUUCAGGAUGUGUUUAAUGAGAAGCCUUUUAUUAGGCCGAAUAAACUCGUAGGAGCUUACGAUUCGGUUGAGCAUUACCUGGAUGUGCAAUUUCGUUUGUUGCGUGAAGAUUUCAUGGCACCCUUGCGAAAUGGCAUACAUGAAUAUUUGAAUGGAUCCAAAAAAUAUAGUAAAACUGAUGUGAGGGUUUACAGAAAAGUAACAAUGAUGAAUCCUGAAGUAGCAGGCAACAACAUCGGUGUUAUGGUAUCAUUUGGAAUAUUAAAAUUCAUAAACUGGGACACUAGUAAAAGAUUUCAGUUUGGUGGUUUAGUAUGCUUAAGCAGCGAUAAUUUCAGCUCAAUUAUAUUUGCAACUAUUGCUAAUCGAGAUAAAGAGUUGUUACAGAGGGGAACUGUGUUGAUUAAACCGUGCAAAAAAACCGCCAUCACUCACGACCAUUAUCAUUCUAAUUGGGUUAUGCUGGAGUCUAAAAUAUAUUUUGAACCAUAUCUGGCAGUGCUAAAUGCAAUGUGCCAAAUGAAUGAAAAAAAUUUUCCAAUGAGGAAGUAUUUGGUCGAUGCAGAUACAACUAUUUCGCUACCUCAUUAUUUCAAAACUGAUGCAGUACUAAAGUAUAAGGGCUUUUCACUGCAAGUGGGAGAUUACGCCACUUGGCCAACUACCAAACAACUGCGGUUAGAUGAAACGCAGUACGAGGCAUUCAAAUCUGGUCUUUCUCAAGAAAUUGCAAUUAUACAAGGACCGCCAGGAACAGGCAAGACGUUUAUUGCUCUAGAAAUAAUUCGGACUUUGCUAGAGAACAAGGAACAAUGGAGAUGUAAUGGGCCAAUCGUCAUUGUCUGCUUGACAAAUCAUGCCCUUGAUCAAUUCCUUGAAGGUGUUACGAAACAUACAACUUCGAUAGUUCGUGUCGGCAGUCGAUCAAAAAAUGAAGCUCUGUCACAGUAUACACUUGGAAAUAAACGAGAAGCACGACCACGCAGAAAUUGGUGUCAUGACAAGUGGUACCAAGUGAAGAUAAUCUUAUCUAACAUGAAGAGAACCCGUAAAGUAUUACAGGACUUGUCUAAAAGAUAUGCCAUUGUAUCUCCACACCUUCUAUAUGCCUAUUGCCAUGACGAAACGUUGCAAGACAUGAAGAAUGUUAACGAAUUGUUCCAAUGGUUAUUGACACAUACUGACAAUUCAAUGAAAAUAUGUGAGACGCAGAGCACAAAUACUGCCACAGAAAUGGAAAUUGACGGUAAUAGCGAAUUUGAAGAGCCCAUUUUUCCUUUGGAAAUCGUUGAUAACGAAAUUGCUGAGAUUGACGCAAACAUGAACGAGUACAGACGAACUACACGCACACAAAACAUACCAGUAUUUCCACGACAUGAAGUUGUUCAAUUAAAACAUCGUGCUGACACCUUGAAGUUACAACGGUCCGACCUACAGCGGAACCUGACUCAGCAUCCUCUAUUAAUUCGAGAUAACGAAAACUUUCUGCCGAGUUUACCUUGGCAAAAGUACUGGGAAUGGGUAGAACUGAGUUAUAAAAAUGCCAAACAGAAAUUAACUGAUUUGGAAGAAGAGUAUCAUUCAGCAAAUGAAGAGUUGAAUGAAGUUAAGCAAAUACUUGAUUUGUCGAUACUUCGAGAGCACGAUGUUAUUGGGUUUACUACGACAUGUGCAGCGAGAUUAUAUGCUUCUCUGCAUGCUCUGCGUCCGCCGAUAGUACUGGUGGAGGAGGCAGCUGAAAUUCUGGAAUCACAUGUCGUUUGCUCUUUGACCCAACAUUGCCAGCAUCUUAUCCUCAUUGGGGAUCAUAAACAACUGCGACCAAAGGUGGCUGUUCACAAGUUGGGUUCAAAAUACAAUUUCAAUAUAUCUCUUUUUGAAAGAAUGGUCAACAACAGAGGAAGUUGCACACAGUUAGGGCAUCAGCAUCGUAUGCGACCGGAAAUUGCCAGACUAAUCUGUCCUUCCGUGUAUAAGAUUCUCCACAACCAUGAAUGCGUUUUGGAAUAUCCCCCUGUAAUGGGAUUAGAGAAAAAUGUUUUUUUCAUAACGCAUGAUAACCCAGAGGCAACACACGACAACCAAGAGAGUUGGAUAAAUCCACACGAAGCCAAAUUUCUAGUAGCAUUUGCUAGACAUCUGAUAUUGCAAGGCUAUAAAAGUACAGAAAUCACUAUACUCUGUACCUAUGCGGGACAACUUUUCACACUUAUCAAGGAGAGAAAUUGUCAUGAGAUUCUUAAAGCAGUGCGCAUAACCACAAUUGACAAUUUUCAAGGAGAGGAGAACAGAAUUAUUCUUCUUUCAUUAGUUCGCAACAACAGCGAAGGAAAUAUUGGAUUUCUGAAAGAAGAGAACAGAGUUUGUGUUGCACUAUCUCGUGCCCGUGAAGGCCUUUAUAUCAUGGGGAACAUGGACAAUCUUACGAAUAAAAAUAAUAUUUGGCCAAAAAUUAAACAAGUUUUAGAAAAUGACAAUGCAAUAGGUGAUACACUCGAAUUACGAUGCAAGUAUCAUUCUGAUACAUUAAUAAAGAUACGAAACGGAAGCGAUUUUGUGGAACAAUGCCCGGAAGGGGGAUGCUUACAAAAAUGUAAUACUGAUUUACCGUGUGGACAUUCUUGUACCAGCAUUUGUCAUACCCUUGACAGAGAGCAUUUCAAUUUCAUGUGCAAACAGCGUUGCGUUAAAAAGUGUCCGGAUGAUCAUCCUUGUCCACUUUUAUGUUACCAAGGAUGCAAGCCGUGUCUAGUUGCUGUUGAACGCCAAUUGAAAUGCGGUCAUGCUGUUUUUAUCUCGUGUGGGACAGACCCUGAUACAUACCAAUGUCCUGUCAAAGUCGAUGUUACCCUACCUCAUUGCAAUCAUACUACUGAAAAAAGCUGUUAUAUGCCUCUGGAUAAGGUCCCAUGCCCAUAUCCCUGUAAAAUUCGUUUAGCAUGUGGACAUUCUUGUGAACAAAAAUGUCAUGCUAACGAUGAUCCUGAUCAUCUGGAGCACUUUUGUCAUAAGCCCUGUUCAAAAAGGAACAGCCACUGUACUGCCGAUCAUCCGUGCAAAUUGAAGUGUUAUGAGAAAUGUAUAGCAUGUCCUAUUAAUGUAUCAAAAAUACGAUCUUGCGGACAUGAACUUAAUUGCAAAUGCUCGGAUGAUGUAGAAAAACUCGUAUGCUAUAAACGAAUAAAAUUUGAGAGAAUCUGUGGACACAAAGCUACAGUAAGAUGCUUCCGGAAGGAUGACGAAGAAUGUAAUGAAGAGGUACUGAAACUAAGUGCAUGUGGUCACCAAAUAAAAGUGAAAUGUUGCCAAACACCAAGUUCUUCUCUGUGUGGCGAUAAAUGUAAACUUAAUUUAAAAUGUGGCCAUCCCUGCACUAAUCUAUGUAAAAACCCAUGUACAAACGAAUGCAAGGCCCCUGUCCUUCAAACGAAACAUGGGCUUUGUGGACAUCUCAUUCCCGUGCCUUGCUUCUUAAAAGAAACUGAAGCCAAGUCUCCAGCACUACUACAGUAUUGCAAGGAACCAUGCAAACAUGAAUUAUCUUGUGGCCACUUUUGCCAAGGCAAUUGUUGGUCCUGCAAACAGGGACGUAUACACAAACCUUGCCAAGAAAAAUGUGGCAAGACUCUCAUUUGUGGACAUAGGUGCGAUGUGCCUUGCAGUCUCGAAUGUCCACCGUGUCAAAAACCUUGCGAAAUGAAAUGCAAACACAGUAGAUGUGACAGAAAGUGUGGAGAAACCUGUAUACCAUGUAGAGAAACCUGUGCAGCGCGAUGUAAACAUACAAUUUGUCUCAAACGAUGCUUUGAAUUGUGUAACAGAAGACCAUGUGAGAAACAAUGUUCUAAACGCUUGAAGUGUAAGCAUCGUUGCAUCGGCUUCUGCGGCGAACCAUGCCCACCAUUAUGCAAAAUCUGCAACAAAAAAGAACUAAUCGAUGAAUUUUUUCUCGGGUAUGAAGAUGAACCAAAUGCCAGAUUUGUGUUUCUUGAAGAUUGUGGGCACUGCAUAGAGAAUAAGGGGCUUCUAAAUUGGAUGUCAGCAAACACUCAAACAGUUCAAGUGAAGACAUGCCCGCGAUGCAGCACUCCUAUAAAUAAAUGCACUCGAAUAUUAAACGAAAUUAAAACGCAUCUGAAAGAUGUUCAGCUUGUAAAGGCAAAAAUAUUUGGGGAUCACACCAACUUACAAAAUCAACAAUUCUUACUUGUCACCAGAAUUAAACACAUGUACGAGAACCCAGUGAUGAAAGAGUUUGCUGAAAUCAUGACAUAUCUGAAAAACUUGAGUGCGAGUGUCUCCCCAAUCACAAAAACGAAGAGACGACAAACCUUGGAUGCGCGAGCAACUGAGGCUACUCGAAUUGUACUCGACAUACUGCAAGAUAUAUGUAGGAAAUUAGAAAAAGUCAAGAGUCGUACCGUUCCCUCCUACAUAUCAGUAAAAAAUCAACUAACUAUGCUAUUGAAAAGCCUUCCCACACGAGGCCAAAUUUCUCAACAAGAAAUCAAUGACAUUGAACGGGAAUCACAACGGUUGCAUUAUCUGGUAGAAGUGUGCACAAUGGAAUCAGAAGCUGGCUUUGAUGAAUACCACUCACCAGCUGAUAAGAGACCAUACAAUUCCGUACUAAAGAAACUACUUCAAAUUGAAAAAUUUUCCGAAUCGAGUGAAGAAGAAGUUAAAACUGAUUUAAAUCAAUUGAGGACACUGUAUCGCAUGAAAAACGUGAUAAAUAACGAACGCAAAAUGAUCGUGAAAGUAAUGGGUUUCCGGCAAGGACACUGGUACAAGUGUCCUAACGGACAUAUUUAUGCAAUUGGAGAUUGCGGUCGUGCAAUGCAAGAAAGUCAUUGUAACGAGUGUGGAGCAGCAAUUGGUGGUUCUUCGCAUCGAUUACGAAAUGACAACACGGCAGCUACAGAAAUGAAUUGAUUCUCACCUCCUGCUCGUCCAUGAUAUACAUGAGUAUCCUAUCCUUGGGGUCGUGGUCACCGCAAAUUGUGUUUUCGAACACGUGGUUUAGGAUGACGCCUACAGAACGGUUAUCAUUGCAUACCUUCAUAUAAAUACAAUUUUUAUGUAAUACAACAAAAAAUAUAUAUCAACGUUCCUUUUAUUCCAUA